This is a messenger RNA of Alexandromys fortis (reed vole), 2220 nucleotides long. RefSeq names its product transmembrane protein 50B (gene Tmem50b). The transcript is spliced from 7 exons. Lineage: Eukaryota; Metazoa; Chordata; Mammalia; Rodentia; Cricetidae. The record is from RefSeq and is a predicted model, not a curated record. Gene Ontology annotation, biological process: late endosome to vacuole transport via multivesicular body sorting pathway; protein targeting to vacuole. Bases 192 to 668 code for a protein of 158 amino acids.
CGCCUCGCUCCCGCCCCACCGGCGCCUUGGCCUCGCGCCCGCCGCCGGCUGCCGGGCUGAGGUUGAGCGGGCCGCAGCAACCCCGGCCGACGCGCACCCUCGACGUCCCUGCGCCCGCCUGGGUACUGUGUGGACGUCGCAGGUAGCCGGGAAACAUUAUUUAAUGAAAAGUUCAUGCUUGCGGAGUAAAAAUGGCGGGCUUCCUAGAUAACUUCCGAUGGCCAGAGUGUGAGUGCAUUGACUGGAGUGAGAGGAGAAACGCCGUGGCCUCUGUGGUCGCAGGCAUACUGUUUUUUACAGGUUGGUGGAUAAUGAUCGAUGCCGCGGUGGUCUAUCCUAAGCCUGAGCAGUUGAACCACGCUUUUCACACAUGUGGUGUGUUUUCCACACUGGCUUUCUUCAUGAUAAACGCCGUAUCCAACGCGCAGGUGAGAGGCGACAGCUAUGAGAGCGGCUGUUUGGGACGGACAGGUGCCCGCGUCUGGCUCUUCAUCGGCUUCAUGCUGAUGUUCGGCUCGCUCAUCGCCUCCAUGUGGAUCCUCUUUGGUGCUUACGUCACUCAGAAUAUUGAUGUUUAUCCUGGACUAGCUGUGUUCUUUCAAAAUGCUCUUAUAUUUUUUAGCACUCUGAUCUACAAAUUCGGAAGAACUGAAGAACUCUGGACUUGAGAUCGCCUCUCAAAUUGUACCCUCCUCUUGUUCAGUUCUGUUCUUAGAUAACUUUAUCUCUGGAAUAAUUUACACAUUGCCAAAUGGAACAGAUUGUACACUGAGUGUUUGAUUUCUUCACAGUUUUAUGCUCUGAGAUUAGAAUUGCUCUUGCAAAAUGUCUGUCUUGGUUUUUCAUUGGCGGACAAGCUAAUAUGUACAUAAUCCACAACCACACAAUACAUAAUACGUGAUGCUGGAUGUCAGGGUUUAUUCCGAGGCGCUCAGAUUAGUCCGUGUCCCAAGCUGGGGUUCUAUUGUCUUGGUGUUGAGAGGUGAAUACUCUGUCUUGGUGUCUGAUGUUGGACAGUGAAGAAAAUGCACACCUCCGCGUCUCUGCAGAGGCCUGAGCUAUCAGAAGGCGAGCGUAUUUGCCAGCUGUAAUUUAUUUUGGCUUGGAAUUGAGACUUUUUUAAAAGGAAAAAUGUUUGUGUGUAUGUAUGUAUUAGAGAACUGGACUUUUUAUAUGAAGACUUUUUAAAUGCUCAAAGGCCUAGUUUGAAGCCCCCUUUAAAAAGAAUUCCUCAUCCGUGACUUUUAUUUGAGAAGGGAUAACACUCUCAGAAAAGCUCCAUUUGUUGGAGUUAAUGUAAAAGGACCGCAGGUGGCUGAGCACGCUGGAGCAGUGACCCUGAGACACGUGUCACACAAAGUGGGAUAAUUAGCUAAAGAUAGACUUCCCCCUGAAGGGCCACAGCCAUUUGAUUCUCCUAGCCCUUGGCUCCCAUGCUCUCGCCUCCAGCUUCAGGUGACCAGAUGCUGCACAACAGCUCGUGUGCUGAAAGCCACACUCCACCCCGGAAGCCCCUCCGCCAAGUCCGAGUGCUGUGCUUGCCCCGUGUCUCUUCCUGCAGGCUUUCCUUUGUUGUGAAGAUUCUGUGUUGCACUCUUAACCCCAGAGGGAUUUUUAUAAAACCUUUUGCAGAAAACAAUAAUAUUAGUGGUAGCAUAUGCAACUUUCAAUGCAGGCCUUACGUUCUUAGCUUGCCUCCCCGAGAGAGAGGCCUCACCAAGCACAGCGCGUGAAGUGGCUGCGGAUUGCUGCGCCUUCAUCUAGAUGCGUCUCGCUUCGUUACUCCGCUGUCAGCCCUUCAAAAUGCUGCUUUGUCUGGCUUCCGGAACACGGCGAAGCUAAUCACACAUUUCCAUUCUUAGAGUCUAAUGCAAUAAAUAUUCCUCGUACCUGCAUUGUACAGCUAGGUGUGCUGGGGAAAAUGAUCCGCAGCCCUGCUCUCUGUUAUUCUCCAUUGUCCGAGUUAACCCUAUCAUGACUUCAGCACGCCAGUGUGGAGGUUUAUGAAGGGCAGCCCUGAGGACCUACUGACGAAGCUGCUGGCUUCUUUUGUGUUCAUGAAUUUUGUUUUAGUUGUGAGCAUUCUGUUGAUUUUCUCUGUUACCUCAAUAAACGAGAGACGCUGUUAGCGCCCUCUCCCAGGUGUUGUGAUCAGUAGAAGCCUCGGUGAUCCUCUAAAUCACAUGAUUCUCCUAAUAAAAGUCUUUAUUUGUUACUCAA